AACGAAGGCAACAAAGAAGACGUUGGACUAAAGCGGUGGUGACAGAGACGAAGUAGUGAAGAAGACGAAGAACAAAAAACGCACGAAAAGAUGGAGGACUUGCUAACGCCGGGACAGUGGUAGUGAAAAGAGGAUGCUGAUGAACCAAACGAAUGGAAGAGGCAUUGCAGCGGAUUGAAGUGAAAAAUGGUGGACUCAGGUUGAGGAUUGAAGUGCUGCUGCUGAAGAAGAAAGUAGGGGCUGGGACAAAGACGUGAGUUUGGCCUUAUGGGUUGAUAAAAUAAAAGUGAAGAAUUUUUAUAGGGUUAGUUUGGAGAAAACAGGGCAAUGGAGUUCUCACAGGAAUGGAGGUCCUUCUUCCCAGUCGGAACGCCUGGUGGCUCCACCGUGGCCCCUCUUCUCCUCUCUGAACCAACCACCACCACUUUAGGCCCUCUCAAAUUCAACCCUAACCCUAACUCCCUCACUCCUCUCUUCUCCUCUUCUUCUCUCUUCUCCUCUCUCCUUCACCUCCCUCCCAUUCUCUCACCCUCCCGCUUUCUCUCUUCCCAUUCCCUCCUCCCUUCAACCGCUUCUUCUCUCUCCUCCUUCGCCCAAAACGACGCCGCUUCCCCCUCCUCUUAUUUCCUCACAAACCGCCUCCACCUCCUCGCUUAUCCAGAUCGCAAAACCGCCGUCGUUUUCUUCCCCACUGGCCUCAACGAUGACAAAAUCGGGUUUUUCAUGCUCUCCGUCACAAACUCCAAGUUGCAAGUCCACCUUGCCGGAAACGAUGACGUUUUCCGUGCCGAGUUGGGAUCCUCCUCUGCUCACCGUAUACUCAUAAUUUCGGUGAAUCCUGUUCUUGAACCUCCUCCCUAUUCGGGUAAUGAUUCUUCUUCUCCUGUUAUUGGGUAUUUGUUGGCUUGUACUCUUUAUUCUGUGCAUUGGUUCAUUGUGAAGCAUAGCUCUACUUUCAAUAGGCCUGUUGUGUUACAUGCCGGCGGUAAAGUUUUCAAGAGUUGUUCCGUUGUUCAUGCUUGUUGGAGCCCUCAUAUAUUGGAACAGAGUGUGGUGUUGUUAGGAAGUGGUCAAUUGUUCUUGUUUGAUUUGGAGUCUUAUUGUCAUGGUUCAAGUACUGCUUUCAGGGGGACUAGGUUGAAAGUUUCGUGGAAUGAUUCGGGUUAUUGUAGUGAUAGUGUGUGGGUGAGCUGUGAAUUUAGCUGGCAUCCUCGGAUUUUGGUGGUUGCUCGUUCUGAUGCCGUUUUCUUAGUUGACUUGAGAUCCAAGGAAUGUAAUGUGAGUUGCCUAAUGAAGAUUGAUAUGUUGCGUAUGUAUGCUCCAAGCGAAAAAGAGCAGUUUCUUGCCUUGGCAAAGGCAGGCCCUAACCAUUUCUUCUGCGCAGUGGCUUCUAGCAGUCUUUUACUUCUCAUUGAUGCGAGGAAGCCUAUGAUGCCGGUGUUACAAUGGAUGCAUAAUAUUGAUGAUCCUUGCUACAUAACUGUGCUAAGCUUGUCUACCUUGAGGUCCCACUCAAGGGAAGAUACUUUCAAGUUGGCUUCCGAGUAUGGAUAUUGCAUUAUACUGGGAUCAUUUUGGAAUUGUGAGUUUAGUCUCUUCUGCUAUGGACCUGAAUUGCCAUUCCAAAACGGAUAUCUUGCUUCGAAACUUUCAAAGAUUAACAAAGCCUUCUGUGCUUGGGAGCUUCCGUCUGAGAUCGAUUUAUCUGGCUGCAAGUGUCAUUGUGGAGAUUGUCUCUUAACGGAAGAGCUGUCAAAGGAUGCUCUUCCUGAAUGGAUUGAUUGGCAGCUGAAGAAAGAGAUUGUCUUGGGUUUUGGAAUUUUAAGCAAUGAGCUGGCUGCCUUACUUUGUGAACCAGAUGAAAAUGGUGGAUUUACACUGAUAAGGCUAUUGUCAUCAGGAAAGUUUGAAUUGCAAAGAUAUCAUGCUUCUCGGGGUCCAGCUAGGAACUUAGAUUACUGCCAGAAACAAGAAUUAUAUUUGGACAAACACUUGCAUCCCUUCAGCGAGGAGGAAUACAAAUUUCCAAAAAGAUUUCAUUACCUAAAAUUGGCUUACCUUCAGGCAUAUGUAAGCGAUAGUCUUACUAAAUCACUACAUAGGAAACUAGAAAAGAUUCAUAUGCAAACUCAAUGGAAGGAAUUUUCUGCUACUGAAGUGCAUGAGUUUUUAUGCGAGAAAUUAAAUGCCUAUGGGUUUGGUCGGUUAAGAUCGUCUGCUGCAAUUAUUGCCGUCUUUAAAGAUAUAAAAUCACCUGCAAGCGUUCAUGAAGUUGCUUUGAAGAGACUUUGGGCUGACUUGCCUAUGGAGAUAUUGCAAUUGGCAUUUUUGAAUUAUUCUGAAUGUCCGCAACUUGUAAACAAGCAUAAGAUAGCGCUAGAUUUUUUAGCUUUACCUGACCUUCCUCAGUUGCCUCCAUUCUUCUUACGGAAAUCUUCAUGCCACAGCAACGAUGACAUUGUGGGUCCAGUUAGGCCAUUUCCUUUUCUACUUGUGCUAAAUGAAUUUUACAAUGGUUGCUCAAGUUUGGAAGAUGAUGAGUUUUCAGUAGAAGCGGAGCUUGGCCUCAAGUACAAUGAAGUAAUGAAGGUGGCAAGUGACAUCACUGUUUCAACACAUGGCUCUAUGGACCUCAAUGAUGAUGCAGUAUCUCUUUCUCAUGAUCAAGAGGAAGCUUGGGAUGGUUCCUUGAAACGAAAAUCUUUUUUGUCAUAUCGGCCAAUUGCAUUCAGUUGCUCCGCUAAAGAUUUUGUUACAGGGAACUCUGUUUAUAGUGAUGGAAUUUAUGAUACAUUUAUGUUCCAAGUCCGGAAGCCCGGGGAGCAGACAAAACCUCAUGGAGGCGAGGUAUUUGAUGAUCAGUGCCCUGUUGAGUUGAGGCUUAAUGCUUCAUUGGAAAUCUCGGAACCUCAAGGUUUAGAGGCAUGUAAUCUACUAAAGAAACAUAUGUCAAAAUGGGAACAACAUUUUGAUUUGUAUAAGGAGUUUUGUAUUAAUCUAGAUUUGAAGUGAUAGUUAACAGGUGGUCCUUCAUUUUUUAACCUUGUUCCCAUAGAUAAACAAAUGAGUUUUAUCCUCUGAAAAAUAUGCUCUUGGCUGAUUUCCGGGAAUAUAUGCGUUGUAUUUACCUUUUU
Arachis ipaensis is the source of this 3134-nucleotide messenger RNA. RefSeq lists its product as uncharacterized. Gene Ontology annotation, biological process: transcription by RNA polymerase I. Gene Ontology annotation, molecular function: RNA polymerase I core promoter sequence-specific DNA binding. Gene Ontology annotation, cellular component: fibrillar center. NCBI's taxonomy places the organism in Eukaryota, Viridiplantae, Streptophyta, Magnoliopsida, Fabales, Fabaceae. The record is from RefSeq and is a predicted model, not a curated record.